Molecule: messenger RNA, 495 nt
Organism: Colletotrichum orchidophilum
Lineage: Eukaryota; Fungi; Ascomycota; Sordariomycetes; Glomerellales; Glomerellaceae
Exons: 4
Coding region: 1-495 (164 amino acids)
Source: RefSeq, a predicted model, not a curated record
AUGACAUUGGCCGCGUUGACAAGUAACCCCCUAUAUCGUAUGCUGUUCAAAGCGCCUCAACUGCACGGCUUUAUGAAACGUGAUCAAUCUACCGCCAGGCUCCGCCCUAUCGCACUCUGGCACGCCGCAGAAGAAGACGGAAAACAGCGCCGAGCAGACGAUGAUGCUGGCCAAAAGCUGAAACCGAUUCUGGUCUGCGGCAGCGCUUCGAAUGGCGCCGUUGAGGAGAUGGAGAAGGGUGAAAAUUUGACCAAAACGACCAGACAUGUCAUGAUCAGCUCCCUGAUCAGCGCCGCGUACGAACCCCACGGCGACAACGAACGGGUUCCGCGUGCCGAGCGCCUUGACGCAGACGGCGCCGUAGUGGGACACAAAGGCCGGGCCCGUCGCCUGCUGGAAGAAGGGACACACCGACGGCGAUGGCGCCAAUUCGAAGCCGACGUCGACAUUCCAACAACCGUCAAAGACAGCUCUAUGGAACCACAACCGUGGUAA